Danaus chrysippus (African queen) is the source of this 615-nucleotide messenger RNA. The record is from the annotation of a GenBank genome assembly. Lineage: Eukaryota; Metazoa; Arthropoda; Insecta; Lepidoptera; Nymphalidae.
AUGUGGACCAUAGAGGUUUAUAUCUACUUUCUCGUACUCUCUAUGGCAGGCUCAGCCCUCGGCGAAGAAAAUACAUUAAUUGCCAACAUAAGGGAGCCGCGGCAUUCCAAAAAUAAAUUAUGCCAUAAGUAUGGUAUAUGUGGAGGCUACGGGAAUCAGGGAUACAAUGGAUUUCAGGGAUACCAAGGGGGCUAUAACAACGGGGGUCACUAUGGAGGAUAUCCAGAUAAUCUGCCUAUAAAUAUUGCAAUCAGUCAAUCCCAAUCUUCAGCGAAUUUUGGCGGUGGUGGUUACGGUAGCUCAUCCUACCCCAACAACUAUCAAUAUAAUGGGGGUUAUAAUGGGGGUUACAGUGGACCUUAUAAUGGGGGUUAUCAAGGGGGUUAUAACGGAGGUUACCAUGGGGGUUAUAAUGGUUACCUCGGUGCUAACAGGCCAGGUUAUUUCGGUAAUGGCUAUGGAUCGUACAAUAAUCAGUUUAAUGGAAAUUAUAACGGAGCACCAGGGGGUUAUGGGGGUUACGGCUUCUUAAGGAACUCUGGUUUUGGUAACGAUUAUUCUGAAGAAGAUAACGAAGAAGAUUUCGGAAGAUCUGCCAAGGAAAAAGAAAACUAA